GUCACCGAUCUGCUGGGCACUUGCUCCGUCAGCCCCUUCGUCCUGGCUUCCUAUCACCGCAACCGUACGCUGACCGCCCUGGCCCAAGGAGGACACAUCUGCCUCUACUUCGGCUUCGCCAUGAGCUUCUUCGGCCUCGCCACCAUGCUCAUCCUCUUCGCCAUGGCGUUGGAGCGGUGCCUGGCCCUGGGGCAGCCUUACUUCUAUGAGCGCUUUCUCAGCGCCCGCACGGGUUUGGUUGCCCUGCCGGCCAUCUACACCUUCUCCGCGGCCUUCUGCUCCUUACCACUGGUGGGCUUCGGGCGGUACGUGCAGUAUUGCCCUGGCACCUGGUGCUUCAUCCAGAUGCACCUGGACUACCUCCGGCACAACGGUGGCAGGGAGGCGUCUGAGUUGGACGUCACCUUCUCGCUUCUCUACGCCACCCUGCUCCUCUUCCUCAUCCUCUCCGUGCUGCUCUGCAACCUCAGCGUCAUCACCAACCUGGCCCGCAUGCACCGCCGUGGGCAGAAGACUUUUUGCCAGCCCGGGGCGGCCAGUGGCUGCGGCCGGCACAUGUUCUCCAUGGCCGAGGAGAUUGACCAUCUCCUUCUUCUCUCCAUCAUGACCAUCACCUUUGUCAUCUGCUCCCUGCCAUUCACGAUCCGCGCCUACGUGAACAAGUUCAGCGAGGCAGAGGACAACCACGACUGGGACCUCCUCGCCCUGAGGUUUCUCUCGAUUAAUUCCAUCGUUGACCCUUGGGUCUUCGCCAUCCUGAGGCCUCCGGUGCUGCGGUUCCUGCGCUCCGUGCUCUGCUGCCAGGUUUCCCUCACACGCCAGGACAGACGGACUCCGAUCCCUGCAAAGACAAAGCUGCCAGCUCGGCCGGACCCCUGUGGGCAGUAG
Molecule: messenger RNA, 888 nt
Organism: Tauraco erythrolophus (red-crested turaco)
Lineage: Eukaryota; Metazoa; Chordata; Aves; Musophagiformes; Musophagidae
Source: RefSeq, a predicted model, not a curated record